Messenger RNA from Bacillus rossius redtenbacheri, 1199 nucleotides. It is a transcript of the gene Fis1, whose product is annotated as mitochondrial fission 1 protein. The record is from RefSeq and is a predicted model, not a curated record. Gene Ontology annotation, cellular component: mitochondrial outer membrane; peroxisomal membrane. NCBI's taxonomy places the organism in Eukaryota, Metazoa, Arthropoda, Insecta, Phasmatodea, Bacillidae. The coding region runs from base 129 to 581 and encodes 150 amino acids. The transcript is spliced from 4 exons. Gene Ontology annotation, molecular function: protein binding. Gene Ontology annotation, biological process: mitochondrial fragmentation involved in apoptotic process; peroxisome fission; autophagy of mitochondrion.
GUCUAUGAUUACCUCAUCUAAAAUCGACAAUAGUGAAUCAUAUGUGUUGUCAUCAGUAAAUUAUAAGUCAUUUUCUCUAAAGAGACAAGUAUUACAUUUUCUAGACGUGGCUUGUUUAAAUAAAAGAAAUGGAGGAUGUUUUGGAUGAAAUAAUUCCUACUGACGAACUCAGAAAGUUCGAGCGCGUGUACCACGGCCAGCUGACGGCCGGGAACGUGACGGACAAGGCGCAGUUCGAGUACGCGUGGUGCCUGGUGCGCAGCAAGUUCCCCACCGACAUCAAGAAGGGCAUCAUCCUGUUCGAGGACUUGUUCCAGAAGGGCACCGGCGACUCGAAGCGCGACUGCCUGUACUACCUGGCGAUAGGCUGCGCCCGCUUGAAGGAAUAUUCCAAGGCGUUGCAGUACGUCCGUGCGUUCUUGCAAGUGGAACCGGACAACCAGCAAGUGCAGACGUUGGAGAAGCAGAUCAAGAAAAGAAUGGAGAAAGAGGGCCUCGUCGGAAUGGCGGUGGCUGGGGGCAUAGUCCUGGCUCUCGGCGGGUUGGUCGGACUGGGCAUCGCCAUGAGCAAGAAGUCAUAGCGGCCUCGAGGGAGCCCCUGCCCCCUCCCCCCUCCGUCGAUCGCAGACGGUCGCUCGUGUCUGCGGCGCCACAGACACCCGACCCGCCAGAAGCCAGCACCUGUACACAGCUCAGUGUCUGCAAUACACGCGUAGCUUUCUCGUAGCUCGUCAGUGAUUUCAUGUGUUUGGGUUUCCCGCGCGUUACGUCCGUUUGCUACAGGGACGUAACCGCUUAGUUACUUGCUAUCGCAAAUUGUUAACAAUUUUUUUUUGUUUUGCAGUGAAUAUAAAGCAGUUAACAGUUUGCCACCGGCACUUUUAAAUGUCUGUAGAUCUUAACUGUGUGUGUGUGUGUGUGUUUGUAAGAAGUGUGGGCUUGAGUGUAAGUGUUGGUAUGCACUAGUACGCAUUCAUUCCAAAGAUGAAUUCAUAUUUUAUAUGAAUGCUCGCAAUUGAGCUACUUUUGAAUAGUCUGUGUGUUUUGUAGUUUGCCUUGAUUGAAAGCGGAGAGUUCCUCAACAGGAAGUUUUGUAAUACCAAAACACUGUUAUUUAUGUUUUUUUUUUUUUUUUUUGCUACAUGUAAAUUGAGGUAGCUGUAUAUACACUAAAUUAAUAUAUUGAAUAUUAUAUUUUA